UUUAUCUUUCUUUUUCUCUAUUAUCUCUCUCCCCUUCUCUCCUUCAUUUCUCCCAAACCUUUAACCAACAAAACUCAUCAUCUUCAUAUCCCAGAAGAAUACUUGAAAAAAAAAUAGCCCUAUGAUGAAAAAUCAAAACUUUUCACUUGCAUGAAAAGGGUAAAGAGAAGAAAGAUGGGCAUGAUUCACUUCUUGCAGCUGAAAAUUUGGUUGCUGAUGCUUAAAAGUCUCUCGCUUUCUCUAUUAUCUUAUGAGGCUCAGUAGCAUUCGAUCUAUCAAAACACCGCCUCCAGAAAUAGCAAAGAAAAAGAAAGAAAUAAUAGCCCGAGAAUCUGUGUCUCUAUCUCAAGUUAGUUGGGUUUUGAAGGUAAUUAGGGUAAGGAAAUCUAAUGGAUCCAGUAGCAGCACAUGGGCGUCCACUUCCGCCUCCUUUCCAUACAAGAGAUCUUCAUUUACAUCCGCACCAUCAAUUUCAACAUCACCACCACCAACAACAACAGCAACAAAACUCCGAAGAUGAACAAACAGGUAACGGUAGCAUAAACCGUGGUCAAAAGCGAGAACACGAUGAGAUCACAACUCCAGAAGGCAAAGAAUUAGUCCCAACAACUGGUGGUGGAGAUGGAGAGAUGACAAGAAGGCCUAGAGGAAGACCUGCCGGGUCAAAGAACAAGCCCAAACCACCUAUCAUAAUCACAAGAGAUAGCGCAAAUGCCCUUCGAUCUCAUGUAAUGGAAAUCGCAAAUGGUAGCGAUAUUAUGGAAAGCGUAUCGACUUUUGCAAGAAGAAGGCAAAGAGGAGUUUGCAUUUUAAGUGGAACUGGUACUGUAACUAAUGUUACUCUUAGACAACCAGCUUCACCUGGAGCAGUUGUUACUUUACAUGGAAGAUUUGAGAUUUUAUCGCUGUCAGGGUCGUUCUUGCCACCUCCAGCACCACCGGCUGCAUCUGGAUUGACUAUAUAUUUAGCGGGUGGUCAAGGCCAAGUAGUUGGAGGCAGCGUUGUGGGUCCUCUUUUAGCAUCCGGUCCGGUGGUGAUUAUGGCAGCUUCUUUUGGUAAUGCGGCUUAUGAAAGGUUGCCUUUGGAGGAGGAUGAUGGACAAGUGCCGGUGCCUGGAAGUGGGCCUUUAGACUCGCCUGGAGUUGUGGGACAAACGCAGCCGCAGCAACUAAUGCAAGAUCCAAACCCACCUCUAUUCCAAGGAUUGCCUCCUAAUCUACUUAAUUCAGUUCAACUUCCAGCUGAGGCUUAUUGGGGCGCAGCUCGCCCUCCUUUUUAGUAACAUCAAAAAGAUUACUGUUGCUUUUUUUUUUUUUGGGUCUUUUGUUUCUCUUGACUUCUUAAUCAUCAAUCUUCAUUCUUCUUCUCCUUCCUUUAAGCGUUAGGGUAUCUUUUUUUUUUUUUUUUUCUAAGAUGGUGAUGAUCAUCUCGUGGUAUUCAUAUCUGCCUUUAAUUGAAGAAGGAUGUACAAAUUUUAUGAUUUCUUUUUUUUUUUCUUGUGGGUUUGUUCUAUCCUUUUGAUUUAACUUGAAGAUGAAGCAGCAGUUAGCAACAGAA
Messenger RNA from Ricinus communis (castor bean), 1558 nucleotides. RefSeq names its product AT-hook motif nuclear-localized protein 22. Lineage: Eukaryota; Viridiplantae; Streptophyta; Magnoliopsida; Malpighiales; Euphorbiaceae. The transcript has a single exon. Gene Ontology annotation, biological process: vegetative to reproductive phase transition of meristem. The record is from RefSeq and is a predicted model, not a curated record. Gene Ontology annotation, molecular function: minor groove of adenine-thymine-rich DNA binding; DNA-binding transcription factor activity. Bases 390 to 1280 code for a protein of 296 amino acids. Gene Ontology annotation, cellular component: nucleus.